UAGGGAAUAGGGUGUUAUGGAGCUCUGGUCUAAAGUAGUGCACUAUGUAGGGAAUAGGGUGUCAUAGAGCUCUGUUCAAAGUAGUGUACUCUAUUGGGAAUAGGGUGCCACUUUAGGACAGAAACUCUGACUUGAAUCACUGGUCCUGGAGACAGCUAGUUGUCAAUACAGUGUUGUUAUUAAUGAUUAACCUUGAAAUGCAGUGGUCUGAAUCAGGGUCACACAGUGUUUGUUGAAGUCUUAAUUAAACAAAUCUACUUUGAGACAAAGGUAUCACCACAAACACAUGGUUCUGGGCUUAAAGAAAGAAGACACCUGUACCAUGUCAGAUAUGGAGUUGAAAUGUAUUAAAUGUUGAGUUGCAUCCCAAUAUAACAAAACCAUUUGGCCGAGAAACACCGGAUUUUCGGCCUUAAAAAACAAUUAAUGUUUAUUAAUUAUAAAAAAUAUGAAUAACAUUCCAUCUUCGAGGUCACUAGGUAAUCUGACUGCAGGAAAGCAGUAGCUACACAGCGAUUGUGUAAACCCAUGGCUUGAAUACAAAGUGAAUCAGUAACUAAAAUGACACACAGGUUCUUGACAUUGGGGAGGUGAAUAAACUGUUCCCAAGGUUUCUUCCUCAGCACAACAGAAAAUAUCUCAAUGACUUGACAUGUUCUGGUUGUGAAUUCAGGCUACAAGGGGACAGUUCUCUAAAAUGAGUCUCUCUGGGGAGAGAGAGGAGGGGGGCCCUGCCUCUAAAAUGAGUCUCUCUGGGGAGAGAGAGGAGGGGGACCCUGCCUCUAAAAUGAGUCUUUCAGGGGAACAUGAUACCAAAACUAAGAGUCCAAUCAAGCAGGAGAGACCAGCCUUCCCUGUACCCAGCUGUGUGUCCAUGAAGAGUGACAAGUCUAUGGACUAUCCUAUACACUUUAGAAAGGGAGACUUUUCUACUGAACAAAGAAACCAACAGGAGAGAUCAGAGUCAGAGAUUCUCAGUGGUCAGUCUUCCCAGAGUCAUCAAACUCACCUGGCCUCCAUAUUCAGUAUGCUUGAAGAGAAUAUUAUGACAUUUGUGAAGAACGAGCUGAAGAUGUUCAAGAGGAUUCUUAGUCCAGAACUCCCAGAAGGCUUUGAGAGUCAGAAGCAGGAUAAGGAAGUGGUGGACGCUGAAGAUGAGAAGCAGGAGAGCAAUGCCAGAGAGGGGGCUCUGAAGAUCACACUGCACGUCCUGAGGAAAAUGAACCAGAAGGAGCUUGCUGACACACUGGAGAAAUAUUCAGAUGAGCUUGCUGUGAUUUGCCAACGUGAACUCAAAUCUAAUCUAAAGAAGAAGUUUCAAUGUGUAUUUGAGGGGAUCGCUAAACAAGGAAACCCAACACUUCUCAAUAAGAUCUACACAGAGCUCUACAUCACAGAGGGUGGAACAGGAGAGGUCAAUAAUGAACAUGAGCUGAGACAGAUUGAGACAACAACCAGGAAACAAGCAAGACCAGAGACUGCAAUCAAAUGUAACGACAUCUUCAAACCCUUAACUGGACAAGACAAACCUAUCAGAACUGUGCUGACAAAGGGAGUCGCUGGCAUUGGAAAAACAGUCUCUGUGCAGAAGUUCAUUCUGGACUGGGCUGAAGGAAAAGCAAAUCAGGAUGUCCAAUUUGUAUUUUCAUUCCCUUUUAGGGAGCUGAAUUUGAUGAAAGAAGACAAACACACUUUCAUUAAACUUCUCAAUCACUUCUCAAUGGAAACCAAACAAUCAGGAAUCUCCAUCUACAACAAGUACAAAGUUCUGUUCAUCUUUGAUGGUCUGGAUGAGUGCCGACUGCCCCUAGACUUCCAGAAGAACAAGAUCUGUUGGGACGUCACAGAGUCAACCUCAGUGGAUGUUCUGCUGACAAAUCUCAUCAAGGGAAAUCUGCUACCCUCUGCUCUCCUCUGGAUAACUACCCGACCAGCAGCAGCCAAUAAGAUCCCUUCAAGGUGUAUUGACCAGGUGACAGAGGUACGAGGGUUCAAUGACCCACAGAAGGAGGAGUACUUCAGGAAGAGAUUCAGUGAUGAGGACCUGGCCAGCAGAAUCAUCUCACACAUAAAGACAUCAAGGAGCCUCCACAUCAUGUGCCACAUUCCAGUCUUCUGUUGGAUUUCUGCAACAGUCCUUGAACACAUGCUGAAACAUAAGAGAGAAGAGAUGCCCAAGACUCUGACUGAGAUGUACACACACCUUGUGGUGUUUCAUACCAAACAGAAGAAUGAAAAGUAUCUUGAGAAAGAAGAGACAGGUCCACACUGGAAUAAAGAGAGCAUUCUGUCACUGGGAAAACUGGCUUUUCAACAGCUUGUGAAGGGCAAUCUGAUUUUCUAUGAAGAAGACCUGAAAGAGGCUGGCAUUGAUGUUAAUGAAGCCUCAGUGUACUCAGGAUUGUGCACACAGCUCUUUAAAGAGGAAUGUGGGCUGUACCAGGACAAGGUGUACUGCUUCGUACAUCUGAGCAUUCAGGAGUUUCUGGCUGCUGUAUAUGUGUUUCUCUCAUUCAACAACAACAAUGAGAAUCUAAUGGACAAACUGCAAACAAACGACGAGCCUGAAGUUACUUUCUACAAGAGUGCUGUGGAUAAAGCCUUACAAAGUGAGACAGGAAACCUGGACCUUUUCCUCCGCUUCCUUCUGGGCCUCUCACUGGAGUCCAAUCAGAAACACUUACGAGGUCUACUGACAAAGACAAGAAGCAGCUCACAGAGCCACGAAGAAACAGUCGAGUACAUCAAGGAGAAGAUCGGGGAGGAUCUCUCUCCAGAGAGGAGCAUCAAUCUGUUCCACUGUCUGAAUGAACUGAAUGACCAUUCUCUAGUGGAGGAGAUCCAAAGAUACCUGAGAUCAGGAAGUCUCUCAAAACCCAACCUGUCACCUGCACAGUGGUCAGCUCUGGUCUUUGUGUUGCUGACUUCAGAAAAGGAGCUGGAUGUGUUUGACCUGAAGAAAUACUCCAGAUCAGAGGAAGGUCUUCUGAGGCUGCUGCCAGUGGUCAAAGCCUCCAGAGCUGUUCUGUGAGUAAAUACAAUGACAUUCAAGUACUAAUCAGCUAGAAUAAAUAUUCAGUUUAGAGAAAAAAAGGUAUUAUAAUAUGUAUAUAAUAUUAUAUUGAUAAACAUAUUGAAUAAAUUCAUUGAUUUUCACAUUAGUAUAACAUUAUGACCAUACGAUUCUAGAAGACAGAGGAUGAAUCUAUAUGUUGUUUGAGAGAAUAAACCAAAUGCAUCUGCCAUUGUCCUUCUACACUACUGGUGUUAAAUUAACAGUGUGUUUGUGAAGUCAUGAUGAUCUCUUUGUCAGGCUGUCAGGCUGUGGAGUCACAGAUGAAGGCUGUGCUUCUCUGG
Oncorhynchus mykiss (rainbow trout) is the source of this 3357-nucleotide messenger RNA. Lineage: Eukaryota; Metazoa; Chordata; Actinopteri; Salmoniformes; Salmonidae. The record is from RefSeq and is a predicted model, not a curated record.